AUGAGCGACUCGGGUAACCCAUCUACAGGUUUAGCUGUGGAUAAUGGUUCCUGCAUUCCAUUGGUUGGCGAAUGCGCGCUGAGUGAAGAAGACCAAGAAGCACUUGAUGAGGUUGAAUCCGAGCUAUCGCAGCUAUUAGCCACUGGUAUACAGGACACUAGUAUACUGGGCAACGCGGAAGACUGUGCUGCUGUUUGGCAUCAUAUAAAACAGCAACAUGGUGAUUUGGAGAGUGACCUUCACGACGAGUAUGGUUUGGAUAUCCGACUUAAGGAGGUUGUGCGUGCAUUUUCUGAGGGUUCUCUUUUGCGUUUUAGUGAUCUUGUGGCCGAGCUGCGGAAACACAUUGCAACAUAUUGUGAGCUAAGUGAUGAACGUUUGAGUGAGUUCAUCCCUAUUAUUAUUUCUAGGAAGAACCUUGGCGAGCCCUUUGUUAGUGUGAAUAAUGAGGAGCGGCUUGAAUCUACGCGGUCUGCAUGUCUAUGGGUUUGGGAAUCACCGUCUACCGAUUUUCUUCCGUCAGGUAUGGAGGAGCAGGUUAUAUCGGCACGUGAAUCUCGCAACCUGAUCUCCAGGCGUUAUAAGACCUUGGUUGCGCUUAAGACUGCAAUUAAAAACCAUGACAAGGAUGCAAGAAUAGCCGCUAAUGAGCAGCUUGGUAUAAUUUACAAGAAGAUGUUACUUGAGCGGGAGAAGCGUGAAAGGUUGGAUAACAAGCGUAAAGCUUUAGAUUUGAGAAAUCAACAGUUAUCAAGUCCUUUCACUAAGGUUCCGCAUGUUAAAGAUGCUAAAUCUGUACAUAGUAAAGAUGUGUCGUCUUCUGGGCAUGAAAAAUCAACAAGCAAGUCUGUUGGUAAGCAACCUGCGUCAUCCAAGUCGAAAGCUCCUAAUAUGUUGCUCAACUGGCUGAAAUCGUCAGUAUCAACAUCAGUUGCGGUUACAUCGUCAGAUUCUGCGUCUAAAAAUGCCACAUCAGAAGUUAUGAUGUCGUCUGCUACCGGUUCUAGUGACAUCUCUGUGCAUCAUGGUGAACCAGUUCCAGACGAUUACGACGAUAUGGGUGCUACAGGUGUUCAAAUGUGUGAUAUCGUCAAGCUGUUAGAUGUGGUGCCUAAACUUAGAAAUGGUAUGACCGUUUGUAAGGCGGAUUCUACUGUAGCUGCCCCUUUGGAUUUUUCUGAUUUCCUAAAACUGUGUGAAUCUCACCGGGAGGGUUGGAUGCGUUACUUCACGUAUAUCCAUUCCAACCGCAUCUUUUAUGUGGACACAUCUAGUCAACCGAUAUCGACCGUAGUUGUUUCUGAGGAUGGUGCGUCUGAUGCUGUUGCGUCAUCCGAGGCUGUUCCUAAGAGUUUCGUCGUUGAUGAUGUGUUGAAUAAUAUUCGUGACACUAUAUACGGCGACGCGACACUAGUGCCAACUCGGGGUGCUCGUGUGUUCCAUAUGUCUGAUAAUGAAUGGAAGCGUCCGUAUAUGCGUUUAUUGAUAGCUCGUUGUUCUGCUACUGUGAAGCCUACUGCGCCGUUAGGUAUCGAAUCAGCUAUGGACUACUUUGUGGACAGUGAUGAGGAGUGGUUUGAGCAGUAUGACGUUGACGACGUGGAUGAGAGCGGUAGCGAGGAAGAGGAAGACGAUGAUGAGGAGAGCGAUUGGAUCGUGCAGGAUAACCCUGAUCAAGGUCCUCAUAAGCAUACUCAGAAUUUAUGUGAGGUUGUAAAGGUGUUUUGUUUAAAUCGCAACUGGCACUGGAUCGUUGACGGUGUUGCUCAGAACGUGAGUGAGUGUUGCAGUGUUGACGAGGCGCGCAAGAACGGCAUAACUAUCGAGCCUUGUGAUUAUGGGUUCGGUUAUGAGGGUUAUACUAAGAAUCCGAUAUCCGACUUUGUGCUUAACAUGCGUGGCCAUAACAUCAUCAUGACUAAAGAGGAUGUGCAGGAUUUCCUCAAGUUGUGUCAUGCUAAGCAUACAAAGAAGGAGAGUUUGAUAAGUGACUUUAAGGAGUUGAAGCCUCACUGUUCCACUGCUGAGCUUCGUGAGAAGUUCAAGAAAUACAUCUGCCGCAUGAAAGUGGACAGCACUCCUCAGCGAUGGUUGGUGACUACUGAGGCUGCGGUAUUAUUUGGUAUCCGUGACGAGCUGGACGCCAUACUUGCCUCUGCUAUGGAGCAGGCUGUGGAAUAUGAGUGA
Molecule: messenger RNA, 2187 nt
Organism: Babesia sp. Xinjiang
Lineage: Eukaryota; Apicomplexa; Aconoidasida; Piroplasmida; Babesiidae
Exons: 4
Coding region: 1-2187 (728 amino acids)
Source: RefSeq, a predicted model, not a curated record